CCAGAAAAUACAAUUGCGCCUGGUGUCAAGGGGACCAGUACGUGCUAAUUAACCUUUGAUGUAUGCGCGCCUCGUCUAGGCAAAAACGUAAACACUGAAGUACUUGCUUCUAUUAGUUAAGCCAUCAUGGCUCCGCCCCCAUUUCCGGCGCCUUUGGUGGUGGUCGGGCUUUCCGUCUUCGCUACCAUUUUCACGGAGGUAUUAACGCUUGUUCUUGUCGCUAGCUCAUCAACUUAUAAGCGGCUGGUGGCGGACAUCGACCGCGCUGCCAAGGAGCUUGAGAAGCUGCAGGCCGUGGGCGCCAGCAGCACGGCCGCGCAGAAGAAGCGCGAGCGCGCGCUGGACGUGCAGCUGACGCACUACAGCCGCGACUUUUACAUGUGGCGCAUGCGCAGCUACGUGGUGAUGAUGGUGGUGCUGGCGGCCAUGUUCUAUGUGCUCAAGACAUGGUACGUCGGCAAGUCGGUGGGGCAGCUGCCGUUCGUGCCCAUGUUCCCCUUCUCCAAGAUGGCCUAUCAGUGGCUGGAGAGCCCCGCCGGCACCGACAUGAGCUUUAUGUUCCUGUACGUGCUGUCCAACAUGGGCAUCAAGCCCAACGUGUCCAAGCUGAUGGGCACGCAGCUGCCCGCCACCGUGAGCAAGGCCACGGACAUGUCCAACCUCACGGCGCGGUUCAGCAAGCUCAUGGGCGCCAAGACCGCGUAAUGGGGCGUAAUGCAGUGAUGGGAAAACGGGUGUUGGCGGUAAUUGAGCUGCUUGGUGGCGGCUGGGAGCUAGGGGGUGUAGGAGCAACCCCACCACGUGUGAUACGUGCGCUGUGGCGCAGUGCAGGCUUGAGGGUGAGCAGGUGACGGCGGGGUCUGAGCACUGCCUGAGUGGUUGCAUCGCCCUGGAACACGGGCUAUAGGGCGGUAUGCCAAGCCAGUAUCCCGCUACUAGAUUGUGAGUGGCGCCCGAUGUCAGUGCAGCACUGGGAUUUCAUAAGGCGCAUAUGUUCCCUUGAUGUUGGCGAUGACGCCAAGGCGUUGGUGGAGUGAGUAUGCCAGUCACUCCGACUGGUCCGGGCCGUAUAUUGCAGUAACGCUCUGCGCGAUAUGGGCACUCGUUUGGGGGGUCGCGAGUGAUUGUCAACUACCGUACGCACUCAUACUCUUACUACAACCGUUUUCGGUACUGAGGGUGGCAGAAGUGGCUGCGUGUACAGUACUGGGUGGAUGACUCCACAACUGUCAUAUGUGUGCACAAUUGUAGCGAAGGCCAGGGUGGAUGCGUGAUGAACCGGUUGGCAAUCCUUCCGCCGGGACUGGGCUGGGCAGGCAUGCUGGGCGGGCCGGGAUGGGCGGGAGACC
This is a messenger RNA of Chlamydomonas reinhardtii, 1349 nucleotides long. RefSeq lists its product as uncharacterized. The transcript is spliced from 3 exons. Gene Ontology annotation, biological process: endoplasmic reticulum calcium ion homeostasis. The coding region runs from base 127 to 705 and encodes 192 amino acids. Gene Ontology annotation, cellular component: cytoplasm; endoplasmic reticulum membrane. The record is from RefSeq and is a predicted model, not a curated record. Gene Ontology annotation, molecular function: calcium channel activity. NCBI's taxonomy places the organism in Eukaryota, Viridiplantae, Chlorophyta, Chlorophyceae, Chlamydomonadales, Chlamydomonadaceae.